UCUGACGCACUUCCGAAGGGUCGGAACGAGAGGAAGCCGCGCUGGCUGCCGGGAAUACGGAGUCGGAAAGAUGGUGGUCACCAGGUCCGGGGUCUUUCGGACCAGGCUCCGAGAGUGCUCCCAGCAGAAGAGGUCUGUUCCUCGGAGGAUUGGGACGCAUAUAGAAAGCAAAAGAGCCUCGGGAUCCGAUGGCAGCACUGCUGAGGCACACGGCUCAGCCCUCUCCAGCAGCAGCAGCAGAGCUACAGGCCCAGCGGAGAUCAUUGUACUGCUUUCUGAUGGAGAGCCCUCUGACACCGAGUCUCAUGCUUCCGGGGUUUCCUCUGUGUUAGAGGUCCAAGAGCCCAUUAUAAGAGUAACUAGGAAACGGAGGGUGGUGAUCGCGCCCGCCCCAAAGUCCAGUGUUAGGAAAAAGCGGAAAGUAACCCCUCAACGUGAAUCUGUUGAUGAAGUAGUGGUUUCUGAAGCAGAGUCUCACGUUUCAGGGGUUUCUAUGAUCGUACCUUCCACAGGAAAAAGCCGCCAAAAUAAGGCUAAAUCUCAAAGAGAGUCAAGCCAAGAAUCCCAUUUGGAAAUUAUAUCUGAUGCUGAGUCGUCCUGCUCAGGCAUUUCAUUGUUAGAGAUCGAACCGAGGAGAACAGCCAGGAAUGUGAGGAAGAAAUUACAGUUCCAAGCUGAGAAGAAAGAUACUACGAUUACACCAGGAAAUAAAAAGCAAAUUGUGGGUAUGUCUGUGUAUUCAGAGGACUCAGAUGCUACACAGGCCUCUCAGCUAUCAGCAAGACCACUUUCUCAGAUAAAUAUGCCACAGGUUUCUGAUAGUGAAACUUAUAACAGUGACUUUGAUGAUUCCAUCCACAGAAAUUCGGGAAAAAACCUGACAGCCCAAAACCACCAAAAUUUGCAUAUCCAAGAGGAAAAACAACCCAAUGUUGUAUCUCAUACAGAAGUCAGAAAGGAGUCUUACAAGGGUCUGGAUGAAGAGGACCCCAAAGUAAUAGAGGAAAAAGUAAUUAAUGAGAAAGAUUCGCUGCUGAGUCUUUCUGAAGCUCAAGAUGCCAGCCUUGAGCAGCCAGUGUCUCAGACUCAAUCAAGCACCCCAAAUAAAAAACCCACAUCUCAGCUUUCAAGUCCAGAUCAGGAGGCUCUAAUGAAAUCAUUAGAGCACAAGUUUGCAGUUGUGAAAAUAGAAAGAUGGAAUGACAAGAGAGGGGACAGCGUAAAAAAGAAUGAUUUGGCACAGCUCAGUGACAAGAGAGGAGACAGCGUAAAAAAGAAUGAUUUGGCACAGCUCAGUGAUGAUGGUGACAGCAACGAUGAGCACACAAGUGCGGGUGUCAGUGAGGACAAGAACAGCCAAAGUGCUGUCAUUUUUGAAUGUGAUAGCAAACCAUGCAAGUCUGAACUCAGCAUGGCUCGGGAUACCAACAGUCCUGUUUUAUUAUUUCUUAGCAGUGAUGAAAGCCAACAGUCUGAAAGCAGUGAGAAUGAAAGGGACACUUUGUGUUCUGUUGAAAACAGUGGCCAAAAGGAGGCAUCAGCUGAGGACCUGGAAGAUAACGCAUGUGAUGGUGCACUGUUUGUGAUUGACAAAACUCCUGGACUGAGUGCUGACAAGAACUUUUACCUAGAAGAUGAGGCUCCAAGUGAAGUUGCUAUUGAGAGGGAAAAUGAGGAGGAAGAGAAAGAGGAGGAAAAUAGUGAAGAAGACUCAUCAGACAGUGAUGAGAAUAAGGAUGAGUCUAGUGAUGAGGAGGACUUGCUCAGUAACACCAAGUCUAAGCUUCUGAAAUUGACAAGUAGCAGCAUAGACCCUGGACUAAACAUCAAGCAGUUGGGUGGUUUGUAUAUUAAUUUCAAUGUGGACAAACUGCAGCCUCACAAGAAAACCCUAACCCAGAUCAAGGAGAAAAAGAAAGACGAGCUUCUGCAGAAAGCUGUCAUUACACCUGAAUUUGAAAAAAACUAUUGUGUCCCACCAUAUAGUGAGUCAAAGCAUCAACUUCAGAAACAGCGCAGGAAAGAGCGACAAAAAACAGCUGGUAAUGCUUGGUUUGGCAUGAAAGCUCCAGAACUGACCGAAGAACUGAAAAAUGACCUCAAAGCAUUAAAGAUGAGAGCAAGCAUGGACCCAAAAAGGUUUUACAAGAAAAAUGACAGAGAUGGUUUCCCUAAGUACUUCCAGGUUGGAACCAUCGUUGAUAAUCCAGCUGACUUCUACCAUUCACGAAUUCCCAAGAAACAGAGGAAAAAGACUAUUGUGGAAGAACUGCUGGCUGAUUCUGAGUUCAGGAGAUUUAAUCGCAGAAAGUAUUCAGAAAUCAUGGCUGAAAAAGCAGCAAAUGCAGAAGGAAAGAAGUUCCGGAAAAAAAAGAAAUUUCGCAAUUAAAAUUGACAAAGCAAACCAUAGCAUUUUAUAGAUCUUGAUUUGCUGAAGAUUAUCACAUAAUUUAUAUAAAUAGGUAUAAAUAGUGAUUUCUAUUUGGAAAUAAAGAUUACUGACAAAA
Molecule: messenger RNA, 2507 nt
Organism: Mastomys coucha (southern multimammate mouse)
Lineage: Eukaryota; Metazoa; Chordata; Mammalia; Rodentia; Muridae
Gene: Dnttip2
Product: deoxynucleotidyltransferase terminal interacting protein 2
Exons: 7
Coding region: 71-2389 (772 amino acids)
Biological process (GO): RNA processing
Cellular component (GO): nucleolus
Molecular function (GO): RNA binding
Source: RefSeq, a predicted model, not a curated record